Messenger RNA from Lactuca virosa, 436 nucleotides. The record is from the annotation of a GenBank genome assembly. NCBI's taxonomy places the organism in Eukaryota, Viridiplantae, Streptophyta, Magnoliopsida, Asterales, Asteraceae.
AUGAGCAAUGGAGACUGGAUGUGUGGUGCAUGCCAACAUAUAAAUUUCAAGAAACGUGAUGCAUGUCAAAGAUGCCAGUGUCCCAAAUUUGCUACACCUGCAGAAAUGUCGAAUUAUGGCAUUGAUAGAACAGAAGUUUUAGCAGGCGAUUGGUAUUGUUCAACGUUUAAUUGCGGUUCACACAAUUAUGCUAGUAGAACUGCUAUUACACUCACGAUUCUAGUGCCCUUCCAGGUUGGAAAAGUGGCGAUUGGAUUUGCAAUAGGCUAGGCUGUGGAGUUCACAAUUAUGCAAGUAGAAUGGAAUGCUACAAAUGUAAAACACCAAGGGAAUAAGGAUGCAAGUGAGUUCAUCCAAGAGAGGUUUAUGAAGUUGUGACAACAAUUAACUAUAUGUACUCCAUUGACUCUUAUUCUUUAAUUGUAUCUAUCGGGAG